GGGAAGAGGGUGGUGGGGCAGGUGUUGCCUGGAGGUGAUGGGCAGUGGCAUUAUCCUGGCCACAGUAGCUGUGCACGGGGCUUCCUGUGCCAUUACCAGGGCAGUACACAUGACUACAUUCUCUUACAUAGGGCAUGGGUGAAGCCAAUAAGCAGAAUGUACGUUGUCAGAAGUGCCUAGAGCUUGGCCACUGGAGCUAUGAAUGUACCGGGAAAAGAAAAUAUCUGUACAGACCCUCUAGAACAUCUGAACUAAAGAGAGAAUUAAAAGAAAAAGAAGCAAGAUUGCUUUUAGGGCAAAGUAGUGCCAACAAUAUGCCAGACACAAAGAUGAGGAAGAAGAGGUCUAAAAGUGUCACAAGCUCCAGUAGUGACAGCACAAGCAGCAACAGUUCAGAUAAUGACCCUUCUUCAGACAGCGAGGACACAUCCAGCUCCUCCUCCUCUUCCGAGGACUCCUCCUCCAGCUCCUCCUCCUCAUCAGAUAACUCCUCUUCAGAAUCUGAGUCCGAGUCGGACUCUGAGUCGGAGACCAGCAGUAGCAGUGGUACUAGCAGCAGUAGCAGCAGCGAAGAAGACAGCAGCUCAGAAGAUGAGCCACUUAGGAAGAAAAGAAAGAAUUAGAGGUGUUGAAACCUUGCUGUCUUUAAAGAUCUCUCAAACCAUCCAUGUUGGGAUAAUUUGAUUCUUUGUAGAGAAAUCAAAAAAGGAACCUAUACUUUAAUGAAAUGCCUGUUCGGCACCGAAUUGGUGUUCUCUUCCUUCGUUAAAAAGUUUUCAGUCCACAUGGAUUUAAGUACUGAAUGUCAUGUUCUCGCUAGAAAUAUAGCUUACAAGAGUUUCUAAGUAAUGUAUUUUACUCUCUGGAUAUAAAGGUGGCAGAUCCGUUAUUUUUUUCCCUGCUUUUAUUUAGUAAGACCAAAUGUGACAUGUAAUUUCCACGUUGAUAUCAAAGCAACUUGGGUGUCAUAUUGUCUGCAGUCCAUCUGCCAUGGAGUGUAACUUAAUAUGUACAUAUGUUGUCUGUGCAAAUUAAAAAAAAAAAAAAAAGAUAGUUUAACAAGAGCUAACAGGGUGUAAAGGUUUGACCCCUCAGCUGAAGAGUUGUGUAACACAGCUUUGGGGAUUAUUUUUAUAGAGGAAUAUUAUGAAGGAUUUAUCUAAAUACUAAAAUGUGGAGAUGUAAGGCUGUAGCUGCAGACACGAGGUGGUGUUAGUUAUAUUUUUAUGAAGAGAGACAGAGAAAUGGGCCAUACUUUUAGCUGUUUUUUAUCGUGUAAUUUACCAGAUUGCAAAGAUGAGUUUCAUUGUGAUUUUCAAAGUGCCAUGUUUGUAAAUAGGCCUGCGACUGUAUCCUGUGGUGCGGUCUAGUCCAGCACAGCAAGGAAUAAUGUCACCUUGUAUUACGUCUUCGGUUAAUAAACAUUUGUCUAUUUGCUAUUA
Messenger RNA from Pseudophryne corroboree (corroboree frog), 1442 nucleotides. RefSeq names its product zinc finger CCHC-type containing 10 (gene ZCCHC10). The record is from RefSeq and is a predicted model, not a curated record. Lineage: Eukaryota; Metazoa; Chordata; Amphibia; Anura; Myobatrachidae. Bases 135 to 623 code for a protein of 162 amino acids. The transcript has 4 exons. Gene Ontology annotation, molecular function: nucleic acid binding; zinc ion binding.